AUGGGACAUCGCAUUCACGACGUCCACGCGCCAUUGCAGCUCGAGACCGGCUUACGAAGCCCGGCAUGUGGCUACGCCACACUGGACCCCGAAAACAACGGACGAACGAGCCUAGCCUCGGCAGCGACCGGUGGAGGUGACUCGGCAGUCUUGAGACAUCGGCUAGGGAAUUCGCCAUCUCGGAAGCAGGACCCAUCCAUCAGUACCGCAGCCGGGCGCGCCACCCGAAGAACGUCCUCCGUACCGUCUACAUCGCGCCAAGUACUGCGUGAUCCUUUUACCCGCGCCAGCCUCCGAGUCAGAGUCCGGACCCGGGGCAUCGCCAAUCUGAAACAGUGCGGCGAUCCAUUGUCAGAUGCCGCGGCGCAGCGGGGAGUCGGCUUGUGUCUGCAAACGCAGCCUCCAGUCGCGGCGAAGAGGUCCGAGGUUCAAUAUCACUAUUUCCGGUGA
Thermothielavioides terrestris NRRL 8126 is the source of this 450-nucleotide messenger RNA. RefSeq lists its product as uncharacterized. The transcript is spliced from 3 exons. The record is from RefSeq and is a predicted model, not a curated record. NCBI's taxonomy places the organism in Eukaryota, Fungi, Ascomycota, Sordariomycetes, Sordariales, Chaetomiaceae. The coding region runs from base 1 to 450 and encodes 149 amino acids.